AUGACUUCCAAAGAAGAAGCCAAGUCCGGCUCGGUGGAGGAGAGACGGCGCAGCCCCCUGGACCACCUGCCCCCGCCCGCCAACUCCAACAAGCCCCUGACCCCCUUCAGCAUCGAGGACAUCCUCAACAAGCCGUCGGUGCGGAGGAGCUACACGCUGUGCGGGGCAGCGCAUCUCCUCUCGGCCGCCGACAAGCACCCCCCGGCCGGCCUGCCCCUCUCCAGCCGGGCGCUGCUGUCCCAGACCUCCCCGCUCUGCGCCCUGGAGGAGCUGGCCAGCAAGACCUUCAAGGGCUUGGAAGUCAGCGUGCUGCAGGCGGCUGAAGGCAGGGAUGGGAUGACCAUUUUCGGGCAGAGGCAGACCCCCAAGAAGCGGCGGAAGAGCCGGACCGCCUUCACCAACCACCAGAUCUACGAGCUGGAGAAGCGGUUCCUGUACCAGAAGUACCUGUCCCCCGCGGACCGGGACCAGAUCGCCCAGCAGCUGGGGCUCACCAACGCCCAGGUCAUCACCUGGUUCCAGAACCGCCGCGCCAAGCUCAAGCGAGACCUGGAGGAGAUGAAGGCAGACGUGGAGUCUGCCAAGAAACUGGGCUCCAGCGCCCAGCUGGAUAUCGUGAACCUGGCGGAGCUGGAGCAGGGGCAGGAGGCCCGGGGCAAGUCGCGGUCCCUGUCCCCGGCGCUGCCCGCGCACGGACUGGAGCCCGCCGGGCACCUCCAGCUCUCGCCGGCCUCCCCUCUCACAGACCAGCCCAACAGCAGCAAGGACUGCUCGGAGGACGAGGAAGACGUGGAGAUUGACGUGGAUGACUGAGUGCUGCUUCUCCUCUCUGCUUCCAGCGCCUCUUCACCAAAAGCAAGCCCAGAAAUCACACACCCAUGCACACACACACUCAUGCACACACACGCGCCGGGGGAGGGGUGUGCGCGUGUGCUGGGGUGGGGGAGAACUUCACUCUGCUUUUCUCACUUCAACAAAACCAACAAACCCCAGCUGCAAACUCCGGCGAGCGAGACCCCUCCUCCCGACUCCACCAGGCAGUUUCUUUCCAAUCAAAGCAAUAAGCAAUAGGGGGGGAAACAAUUAAAAUAAGAAGAAUAA
Alligator mississippiensis (American alligator) is the source of this 1101-nucleotide messenger RNA. RefSeq names its product ladybird homeobox 1 (gene LBX1). Lineage: Eukaryota; Metazoa; Chordata; Crocodylia; Alligatoridae. Bases 1 to 813 code for a protein of 270 amino acids. The transcript has 2 exons. Gene Ontology annotation, biological process: regulation of DNA-templated transcription. Gene Ontology annotation, molecular function: DNA-binding transcription factor activity, RNA polymerase II-specific; DNA binding. The record is from RefSeq and is a predicted model, not a curated record.